GUUGUAGCUCUUCCGGUUAAUUUGUGUGCGUGUGUGUGUUUAUAUUUUGGUGUGUGACAGGAACGUCAGUAAUGACGUUUCACGCCCCAACAGUGCAUUCUGGGUCCGACCCAAGAUGGCUGCGCCCUUGCAGAAGUGCUGAAGAAGUGCUACACCGGAGAAAUUCCUGGGAUUGUGUGUAAUUUCCACCAAAACCACCACAUUGAAUUAGCUCCCAGGGUCGCUGGUUUGUAGAAAAAGCCCUCAGGACCCCCUUCAUCGAUAAGUGUGGCCGGCGCUUCGUGUGGCUGUGGCAGACUGUCCGUGUGAAGAUGGGCCUCGUCUCCAGCCCCUUCCCAUAGCGAAGAGCCGUGGGGACAGGAGCCGCAGAUUCCCCUGCAAACACGCGCCCGUCCAACUUGCAUUUGACGGGUUUGACUUGCUGUACCGGCUGUGGACGCUGCCCUACAAUUUUCUGACCAGGAUUAUUUGUGCGACCGUAUCUGUCGUCGUUCGCAGACGGAGAGCUUCCUCAGUCCGGGUUGUGAAUCCCGCCGCACCAAGGGCCCUGAUGAAGAUGGAGUCAGACUUGCUUCAUUCACCGGCCGUGGGCCUCGCAGAGGAAGAGGAAGCCGAUAUGAAUGACUGGAAGCUUCCUUUGGCCUUCAUGAAGAAGAGGCACUUGGAGAAGAUUGAGGGCUCUAAAGCUUUAGCACAGAGCUGGAGGAUGAAGGACAGGAUGAAGACUGUGAGUGUAGCCCUGGUGUUGUGUCUCAAUGUGGGGGUAGACCCUCCUGAUGUGGUCAAGACCUCCCCCUGUGCCCGACUGGAGUGCUGGAUAGAUCCUCUAUCGAUGAGUCCACAAAAAGCUCUGGAGACCAUCGGGGCCAACCUGCAGAAGCAGUAUGAGAACUGGCAGCCCAGGGCACGUUACAAGCAGAGUUUGGACCCCACAGUGGACGAAGUGAAGAAACUCUGCACAUCGCUGAGACGCAACGCCAAAGAGGAGCGAGUCCUCUUCCACUACAACGGCCACGGAGUGCCACGGCCCACUGUCAACGGAGAAAUCUGGGUUUUUAAUAAGAACUACACCCAGUACAUCCCGCUGUCCAUCUACGACCUGCAGACGUGGAUGGGGAGCCCGUCCAUUUUCGUUUACGACUGCUCCAACGCGGGAAUCAUCGUCAAGUCGUUUAAACAGUUUGCUCUGCAGAGAGAGCAGGAGCUGGAGGUGGCAGCCAUCAAUCCCAGCCACCCACUUGCACAGAUGCCACUGCCCCCCUCCAUGAAGAACUGCAUCCAGCUGGCUGCCUGUGAGGCCAGUGAGCUGCUGCCGAUGAACCCGGACCUCCCAGCUGACCUCUUCACCUCCUGCCUCACCACACCGAUCAAGAUCGCCCUCCGAUGGUUUUGUAUGCAGAAGAGCGCUAAGUUGGUGCCGGGGGUGACGUUAGACCUCAUUGAGAAGAUCCCUGGCAGGCUCAACGACAGACGCACACCACUCGGAGAACUCAACUGGAUCUUCACAGCCAUCACCGACACGAUUGCAUGGAAUGUGCUGCCCAGAGAUCUGUUCCAGAAGUUGUUUCGUCAGGACUUGCUGGUGGCCAGCUUGUUCCGCAAUUUCCUUCUAGCGGAGAGGAUAAUGAGGUCGUACAACUGUACACCAGUCAGCAGCCCCCGUCUGCCCCCCACGUACAUGCACGCCAUGUGGCAAGCUUGGGACCUGGCCGUGGACAUCUGCCUCUCUCAGCUGCCUACUAUCAUCGAGGAGGGCACUGCCUUCAGACACAGUCCAUUCUUUGCAGAGCAGCUGACGGCUUUCCAGGUGUGGCUGACUAUGGGUGUGGAGAACAGAAACCCUCCUGAGCAGCUCCCGAUUGUACUGCAGGUCCUCCUGAGUCAGGUGCAUCGACUGCGGGCCCUUGAUCUGCUCGGACGGUUUUUGGAUUUGGGGCCGUGGGCCGUCAGUUUGGCCUUGUCUGUGGGGAUCUUCCCUUACGUGUUGAAGCUGCUGCAGAGCUCAGCCCGAGAGCUGCGACCACUGCUGGUUUUCAUUUGGGCCAAAAUCCUUGCUGUGGAUAGUUCGUGUCAAGCGGACCUGGUCAAAGACAACGGACACAAGUACUUCCUGUCUGUGUUGGCUGACAGCUACAUGCCAGCCGAGCAUCGAACUAUGGCCGUCUUCAUUUUAGCUGUUAUUGUCAACAGCUACAACACAGGACAGGAGGCGUGUCUGCAGGGCAACCUGAUAGCAAACUGCCUGGAGCAGCUGUCAGACCCCCACCCCCUGCUCCGGCAGUGGGUGGCUAUUUGCCUGGGCCGCAUCUGGCAGAACUUCGACCCGGCGCGCUGGUGUGGCGUUCGAGACAGCGCCCAUGAGAAGCUGUACACGUUGCUGUCGGACCCCAUCCCUGAGGUGAGGUGUGCAGCUGUUUUUGCUUUGGGGACAUUUGUUGGAAACUCUGCUGAGAGGACGGACCACUCCACCACCAUCGACCACAAUGUGGCCAUGAUGCUGGCCCAACUCAUCAACGAUGGCAGCCCCGUAGUCCGCAAGGAGCUGGUGGUAGCGCUGAGUCACCUGGUGGUCCAGUAUGAGAGCAACUUCUGCACCGUUGCCCUCCAGUUCAUAGAAGAAGAGAAGAACUACACAGUGCCGUCUCCUGCCAGCACAGCGGGGAUUAGACUAAAUUUAAGGAGAAGUUCAAAGGAUCUAAAGCUGGAAUUAAACUUCUCUGCAAAUACAGAGCCCGGUAACCUGACUCCAGUAAGGGAUAGCCCGGCCAUCCCUCGGCUGAGAUCUGUCAACUCCUACACCAACAUCCGAGCUGCUACUACGACCCGCAAUCUGAACAAAAGCCUGCAGAACCUCAACCUCAAUGAAGAAGGUGGACCAGCAGCCUUUUCUCCUGGAAACUUGAGCACCAGCAGCAGCGCCAGCAGCACACUGGGGAGCCCCGACAACGAUGAAUACAUCCUUUCCUUCGAAACCAUUGACAAGAUGCGACGGGUUUCCUCGUACUCAUCCCUCAACUCCCUUAUAGGUGUGUCCUUCAACAGUGUUUACACACAGAUCUGGAGGGUGCUGCUACAUCUGGCUGCCGACCCUUUUCCCGAAGUAUCUGAUCUGGCCAUGAAAGUCCUCAACAGCAUCGCCUACAAGGCAACAAUGAACGCUAGACCUCAGAGGAUCCUGGACUCAGGAUCGCUGACCCAGUCGGCCCCGGCCAGCCCCACCAGCAAGGGCACGCACAUCCACCAGGCAGGCGGCUCUCCACCCAUGCCCAGCACCAGCAGCUCCAGCCUAACUAACGACGUCCCUAAACCUCCUGCCAGAGAGCAGCCGGCUACACGACCUCCCUACACCCCAACGCUGGGAGGGCAGGCGCCGCACUCGCACCAGUUCCCUCGCACCCGCAAGAUGUUUGACAAGGGACCAGAGCAGGCAGCUGAGGAUGGCGACGAGCCGGGGGGCCACAGGAAUUACAUCAGUCUGGCCCUGCAGACCGGCCUCUGUGAUUGGAGCGCCAAGUACUUUGCCCAGCCUGUCAUGAAGAUCCCAGAGGAGCAUGACCUGGAGAGUCAGGUGAGGAUGGAGCGACAGUGGAGGUUCCUGAGAAAUACUCGUGUGAGGAGGCAGAGUCGAAGUAUCACACAAAGAGGCAUUUCCCGUCUGGAUGAUCAAAUAUUCAUCAACCGUAAUCCUGGAGUACCAUCUGUUGUGAAGUUUCACCCCUUCAACACCUGCAUCGCUGUGGCCGACAAGGACAGCAUCUGUUUCUGGGACUGGGAGAAGGGUGAGAGGUUAGACUACUUCUACAACGGAAACCCUCGUUACACUCGCAUCACAGCCAUGGAGUACCUGAAUGGGCACGACUGUUCAUUACUACUCACUGCAACAGAUGACGGAGCGCUGCGCAUCUGGAAGAACUUUGCCGACCAGAAGAACCCAGAGAUGGUGACGGCGUGGCAGGGCCUCUCCGAUAUGCUGCCAACUACGCGAGGUCAGGCCACCACCAGCACCCACAGUCUGGCCAGAAGGGUUUCCAUCUAUCUUGACAGGAGUAAGCAAGGAGGAGCUGGGAUGGUUGUGGACUGGGAGCAGGAGACGGGUCUUCUCAUGACGUCUGGAGACGUUCGAGUCAUCAGGAUCUGGGAUACCGACAGAGAGAUGAAGGUCCAGGACAUCCCAACCGGAGCCGACAGCUGUGUGACCAGCCUGUCCUGCGACUCCCAGCGUUCGCUCAUCGCUGCAGGUCUGGGCGACGGAUCCGUGCGUGUCUUUGACCGCCGGAUGGGCCCUAAUGAAUGUCGUGUGAUGACGUACAGGGAGCACGGAGCCUGGGUGGUUAAAGCCCACCUACAGAAGGAGACAGACGGACUCAUCAUCAGCGUCAGUGUUAACGGAGACGUUCGGUUCUUUGAGCCCCGGACGCCAGACUCAAUCAAUGUGCUGCAGACUGUAAAGGGAUUAACAGCCUUGGACAUCCACCCGCAAGCCAACCUCUUCGCCUGUGGAUCGAUGAACCAGUUCAUAGCUGUCUACAAUGCAAACGGUGACGUUAUCAGCAACAUUAAGUACUACGACGGCUUCAUGGGGCAAAGGAUCGGCGCCAUCAGCUGUUUAGCCUUCCAUCCUUACUGGCCCCACUUGGCGGUCGGCAGCAACGACUACUACAUGUCCAUCUAUUCAGCAGAGAAGAGGCUGAGAUAACACACCAGCAUCCAUCACCCCCCCUCCCACCAACACACUUGACUUCUGACCUUGAGCCUCGAGCACUGGGAUGUAAAUGAUGUACAUACGCACAAAUUACCACCCUGAAUGUUCAGUGAUGGCUGCUGAUAAAAUCUCUUGCUAUGAACAACUAUAUAUAUAUAUAUAUAUAUAUAUAUAUAUAUAUAUAUAUAUAUAUAUAUAUAUAUAUAUAUAAAUGAAAAUAUAUAAAUAAUAAUAUCAUUGUUUAUUCAUAUUCUUAUUAUGAAGCUGAUGAUUGUAGACUUGGCCGUGCAGAGGAGUGUGUAUAUUUAAAUAACAGAAGAAAAGAGGUUCUAUUUUAAGGAAAUGGACCCACUGAUCCCUGCGGCUCCUCCUCGCCACACAGCGAGCAUCACUACCUGAAUGAACUAUUACCUGACCUGCAUGUGGCGAGAGAGGGGUCCCACACUGUUAAACCCCACUCACUGGUGCAGGAAACAAGGACUCACCCAUCUGCUGGACCCCGGCUUGUUUGUAAUUUCAUUUUUAAGGCCGCAUCACAGCCAAAGGAUGUAGAGUUCUGCGGCUUUUCUGCCCCCCGAUGCCAAGACAUUUAAAAAGAUGGACCCAGUUAUGGCGGUUGUGCUUGUUGUCGGAUACCAGGCAGAAAUGAUAAGGGUUUGUUUUUCUGUGUGUGAUUGUGUGUGUGUGUGUGUGCGUGCAUGCGUGCGUGUGUGUGUGUUAUAGCACAGAUGUGCCCACAGUGGGCUCUCACAGCCUUGAACUUUAUGGAUGCCCUAAAAGACUCCUGCUCCUCUACUACAGAUCCCCUUUUUGCUUCCCUGAUCCCAUUGUGCCAGCCCUAAUCAUGAUCAUCCAUGCUAGCCACUUGUUUGUGACUCAGCAGUGUUAUUGCUGAUUUGUUUAUUUUAACUAAGGGAAAACCUGCAUCACCCCCAGGACAACAUCAACUCUGUCCCACCUGGAAGUUACUGUACCUGCCUGCCUGCCCUGCAAAGCAAUAAGAUGCCUCAUGCUGCUCCUGCCUCAGUCAGAAACUAGCACCUCCACUGACACAGCACAGCAAUACAAACGCACCCGUUUCCAUGGUGUCAUGCUUUUUCUUUCCUCCUCAGAGUACCAGAUGGCUGCGUUGUUCCCAUCUGCUGUGACAGGAAAGAUCAAAUCAAUUGGUUUCCUGUUUCCUGUUAAAAGUCUUUGCUGAUCAGUACGUCCAAAUUCUGCCUCUAAAGGAUCUGAAGAGGAACAAACAAGAACCUUUUCAGCUCAUUUUGGCUCAUCUCUUUAUGACUCCUUGGAGACUAACAGAAUUUGUUUCUACUCUUCGUCUAAAUUUUCUUUAAAUCUUCUAUAUUUUUAUUUUUUUCUUCUUAAUUUUGGUUUUAUUUCUCCAGCCUUCUUCCUCGUGAUCAUGUGUUAGAGAGCUGCAGGAGUGAAGUUAGUUGUAUGUUAAAUGGAUGCUGACUCGCCUGCGGCGCCCAGUUCAGUACACGCUCACCUCAUCAGGUUUUAGUCAAGCGCCCUGAUUUUGCUCAGGUAUCUCAUGAGUCACCUAAGCUGAGGUCAGUCACAUGAUCUGAUGCAGCUUCCCUCCAGGGAUGUAAGUUGUAGAGAUGAAUGUUCUUGAGAUGCUGGUUUGGUGAAGGUGUGUGCACCAACGACGUGCCUCUUCUCUGGGGCUGCAGUUUUGCCUUCUUAGCCUUUUUUGUUUUUUUCUGUUAAUAUUUCUGUUUCUUUAAUUUAUGUUUUUAAUUAUUCUAGUGUUUUGUUUGCCUUGGCCUCAGUGAUGUGGAGGAAAACUUAAAGACGUGUGGACAGCCUUACCCACACACGCUGCAGUUAACAGUUUUUGUCGCCAACACACCUCAGCGGCUGCUCCCUCCUCUUCCCUUUUCCCGCUCCAAACUUGAUUUUUCCCCUGCAGAAGGAGGGGAGUCGGGAACUGAAAGUGAACUGGGAUCUCCCUCCGGUCCAUGUAAGCGACUGCAGCUGCGGUCACCACAUAACACCCACCAUCACGCCACCAUCGGGCUCGUUGGUGCUCUGUCUUUCUGAAAGACUCAGCUCAGAGCCAUGCUCAUCACUAAUUACCCAGUUUUGAGUUUUAAGAUUUUAGAUCUGGAGAAAUGACUUUAAAAAAGUAGUAAGAAAUGAAAACUGAAAACAAUCAGGUUUGUCUUUGUGACUGUAGACUACUUUGCUGACUGUGGUUUAUAAGACAGGAGAUGAAAUCAGUGAAAUAAACCAAAUACAACACCA
Messenger RNA from Melanotaenia boesemani (Boeseman's rainbowfish), 6958 nucleotides. RefSeq names its product regulatory associated protein of MTOR, complex 1 (gene rptor). Gene Ontology annotation, molecular function: protein-macromolecule adaptor activity; protein binding. Gene Ontology annotation, biological process: positive regulation of cell growth; regulation of autophagy; cellular response to amino acid stimulus. The transcript is spliced from 37 exons. The record is from RefSeq and is a predicted model, not a curated record. Lineage: Eukaryota; Metazoa; Chordata; Actinopteri; Atheriniformes; Melanotaeniidae. Gene Ontology annotation, cellular component: TORC1 complex; cytoplasm. The coding region runs from base 551 to 4696 and encodes 1381 amino acids.